UGCAAAAAUCACCGCUUUUUAGGCGCCUUUCUCAUAUCUGGAAGAGGGAGAGAGAGAGAGAGAGAGAGAGAGAGAGAGAGAGAGAGAGAGUCAGUGCGCGAAGUCUCCGGAGACACACGCCCCCACCCCCACGCAAAAACACACGCGCGCGCAGAAGCUGAGAAGAGAGACACGGACUCUGUUCCGCUGCUGGAAUUGGAGUACAAACGCGUCCGAACGCACAAAUCGUGGAUUAUUACGCGAAGAACGCGCGGAAACCAUGAGCUGGGGAACCGAGCUAUGGGAUCAGUUUGAUAACCUGGAAAAGCACACACAGUGGGGAAUCGAUUUUGUGGAAAAAUACACCAAAUUUGUGAAGGAAAGGUCUGAGAUCGAGCUUAACUAUGCAAGACAGAUCAGGAAUCUGUCCAAGAAAUACCAGCCUAAGAAGAAAGAGGAAGAUGACAAUAAGUACACGUGGUGCCGCGCGUUUCAUUCGACGCUUAACGAGAUGAACGAUUAUGCAGGACAGCAUGAGGUCAUCGCAGAGAACAUGAUGUCACAGAUCAUCGCCGAGCUCACGCGAUACACACAGGAAAUCAAAACAGAGAGGAAAGCGCAUUUCCAUGAUGGACGGAAGGCACAGCAACAGGUCGAAGCCAGUUGGAAACAGCUGGAAGCGUGUAAGCGAAAGUUUGAGCGGGACUGUAAAGAAGCAGAUCGAGCCCAGCAGUAUUUUGAGAAGAUGGACGCAGACAUCAAUGUGACGAAAGCAGACGUGGAGAAGGCACGGCAGCAGGCUCAGAUGAGACACCAGAUGGCUUCUGACAGCAAGAAUGAAUAUUCCUCAUACCUCCAGAAGUUCAACCAGGAACAGAACGAACAUUAUUACACCAUAAUCCCUAAUAUCUUCCAGAAGAUCCAGGCAAUGGAGGAGAAGAGGAUAGAGCGAAUGGGCGAGUCGCUGAAGACAUAUGCAGAGGUGGACCGACAGAUUCUGCCCAUCAUUGGGAAAUGCCUGGACGGAAUAACACAAGUAGCCGAGUCCAUCGAACCCAAGAAUGACUCCUCUCAGGUCAUAGAGUCGUAUAAGUCUGGGUUCGAGCCUCCUGGCGAUGUGGAGUUUGAAGACUACGGUCAGGCGAUGAAGAGGACGGUGUCUGAGACCAGCCUCACAAACUCACGCCCGGACAACAAAGCGGACCGUUCCAGCAAGAGCAAGAGCAAAACUCUCUGGCCUUUCAUUAAGAAAAACAAGCUUAUGUCCCUGUUAACAUCCCCCAUACCUCGCCAGUCCCCCCCUGAUCCUCCCUCACCUUCUGCUGUGACCCCUGACCCUUGCCCCACUCCCCAGACCCCCAAACAGUCCAAGGAGCCCUUGUCCUACCGAUUCAACGACCUCAUGACCUCCAAGCCCAAAAUGCACUGCCUCAGGAGCCUCCGGCGAGGGCUCUCACUCAAUGCCCACGUGCGGAACCUUAUUGAGGGUGCGAAUCCUGAGGACUUCAGUCAUCUUCCUCCAGAGCAGAGAAGGAAGAAGCUUCAGGCGAAGAUCGACGACAUCAAUAAAGACAUACAGAAAGAGAUGGACCAGAGAGAUGCUUUGACUAAAAUGAAGGAAGUGUACAUAAAGAACCCACAGAUGGGGGAUCCCAACAGCGUGGACCCUCGGUUAGCAGAGAUCGCCCAAAACAUUGAGAAACUGCAGGCGGAGGCACAGAAAUUUGAGGGCUGGUUAGCGGAGGUCGAAGGAAGAAUGCCAGUAAAGAGUGACCCUCCGAAGAGAAUGAGUGUUCUAUACGAGACCCAAAACAGCAUGCCACCCACCAACAACAACUGUGCACAGGAUAGAGAGAGCAGUCCGGAUGGCAGUUAUACAGAGGAACCGAGUUCUGAGGUCCAGAGUAAAGUCCAACCCGAAACAGCGGAGUCUGGAGAUGAAUUUGAUGACGCGGACGAAGAAAUUCAACCGACCAUCGGCACCUGCAAAGCCCUCUACCCAUUUGAUGGUGUUAAUGAAGGCACCAUCUCAGUAACGGAGGGUGAGCUCUUGUAUGUAAUAGAGGAAGACAAAGGUGACGGAUGGACGCGUGUUAGAAGAAACGAGGAAGAGGAGGGUUACGUCCCCACAUCCUACGUCGAGGUCUUUCUGGACUCAAAUGCCAAAGAUGUGUUUUCCUGGAGAAGGGUUUUUCUUUCUGAGGAUUCGUAAAGUAAGGAAGGAGGACUCAGUGUUGCAGGGCAAACAGCAGCCACAUGUGAGGAAACUACAGCCUUCCCUCCAUGAACCACCCUAGAGACAGAUGAGAGACAGACACAAAAUACAGAGAGGACGAGGCUAUAGAGACAUCUCGGCCUAAAUUCUCCUACUGUAGAGAGGAACUUUAACAGCGAAUCAGAGAAAUAUUAUGGCAUUUAGAUUUAUUACCUGUUUGUUAUUUUAUAAUAAGGUGAAUAUGAUCUGCAUAUAUCAUUUUGCUUUACGGCUCUUCAUCGCUGCUGAAUGGCGCUAAACUUUCUUUCAGCCUGUGCGAGUGAGUGAGUGAGUGUACGUAUGUGUGUUUGUCUUUAAAGGUCUUAAAUUUCCUCGAAAUAAAACCCUGGGAAUGUGGUCUGGAAAAGGAGCUGAAAUUUUGGUACCACAACAGUGCUGCGUUCCAUCCAUAUUCCUACAAUAUAUAGCUUGAUGCUCGAAAGAUAAUGUACACUACUGGACAAAAGUUGGAACAAUUAAGAUUUUGUAGUGUUUUAAAAGAAGUCUGCAUUUAUUUGUUUAAAAUACAGAAAAAACAGUAACAAGUUGUUUUUUACAAUUUAAAAUAGCUGAUUUUGAUUUGAAUAUAAUUUAAAUUUUAAUUUAUUCUUGUGAUGCCAUGCUGACUUUUCAGCAUCAUUACUCCCGGCUUCAGUGUCACAUGAUCCUUCAAAAAACAUGGUAAUAUUUGGAUUUACUUCUCAAUUAUGAUGUUGAAUUAUGGUGCUCGGUUAUUAAUAAUGGUUCUUAUCAUCUUCAGUGCAGAAAACAGUUUUUGCUGCUGAAACCCUGAUGAAUAGAUAGUACAAAAGAGAAAUUCAUUUAAAUAAAACUUUUUUGUAACAUUAUUAAUGUCUUCACUGUCACUGUCGAUCAAUUACCUGCAUCCCUUCUGAAUAAAAAUGUUAAAUAUUCUUUUCUUUUUUUUUUACUUUUGAAUGGAAGUGUAUCACGGUUUCCACAAAAAUACAAAUAUAAAUUACAUUUUAAAAUAUAUUAAAAUAGACAAAAGAUUUUUAAAUUGUAAUUAUAUUUCACGGUAUUACUGUUUUUGCUGUAUUUAUGAUCAAAUAAAUCCAGCCUCGGUGAGCAGAAGAGACUUCUUUUCAAAACAUUAAUAAACUGUAAUUGUUCUAAACUUUUAGUGUAUAAAGAAACAUUUUAGUGUAUAAGUUUUACAGGUGUAUGAAUAUCAACAAAUCAUGUAUAUAAACUUACGAUGUAGGAACUUUGACUCAUUCAUACAUUUGAUUUGCUUGAAAGCAUUUGUGUACCAUUAACCACAUGUUCUGCCGUAUGAUGUGAAAUGUCUUUAAGUGUCGUUCUGUUGCACUUUUCCAAGUUGCAAGCUGGAAUCUUUCUUGAGUUGGAAAGCAGCAUUAAAAUUCUUUAUGAUGUCACUCAUUCCAGCUCCUUUAUCAGGCCACACCCCUUUAGACCGUUUGACUCCACCUCCCAAAAAUAAAAGCUGCUGGCCAUUGGUUGCUCAUAUGGCUGUUGCACAUGUCAGGGGCGGGGCUUCACUGGCCAAUAGCAUGUCUGCUUGCCCUGGCACCUCCUCUGUCUCCGCCCUUCCAGUGCAAUUACUAAUACUGUCUGUCUGUUUGCCAUCUUAUCCAACUCAUUUUUAUCUAACGUCCCUUCAGUGAUUCACAUGUUCAUUCAUUUCAUCUAUUAGACUUCCUGCUUUACCUUAACCGUCCAAUCAUCAUGCUCAAAUGCUGUAUUUGUUUGUCAGGCCAGGGAGGGAUUAUAUUUACACUCAUGAAUAUGCUAAUGUCCUGUUGAUAUGGAUAUGUAUUUAUUGUGACAGCUAUUUGUUCAUGUCUUCAUGGUUUUACCCUGUGGAGCACCCAGCCGAGAACCUCGCAACCUCAUUGGUUUCUCUGGUUUUAUAUAUAUAUAUAUAUAUAUAUAUAUAUAUAUAUAUAUAUAUAGUAUGUAAUGGUUUAAUUGUACUCUGAGCCAAAUGUACAGGUUAACCAGAUAUUAUGACAUGCAUCAUGUGAGCUGUGAGAGUUUGUAUGGCUCUCUUAACCUGAGGAAUAGACUUGGAGGUUUUUAAUUCAACUGAUUGUUUCCCCCCUUUUUAACGUAAUCACUGAGGUUUGACAAAGGGGAGUUUGAUUUUGCAGGGGGUUUUUUUUGUGUGAAGACAAUUUUUUUUUCAUCAUCUUCCAAUCUUUACUCGCCAUCCCUGAGGCACAUAACAAUUUCAACUUGUUUUUUUUAGAUUUUUAAAUUCUCUCUCACAGUCAUUUUGAGUCCAUGAGAGGUUUUACUUAUUUAAUUUUAAUUAUUAUUUUUUCUUGAUUAAGUAGGUUUGAACUCCAAAACAUCUACGUCGCUACAGGCAUCAUUAUGGAAAUAAAAAUUCGCACAUGCCACAGAUCUGCUAUUUAAUGAAGAAUGCUUUUCUUAUUUUUAACAAAGCGCUUAUUGAUGAAUUAUUAUGUUUUAUGUUGAAUGCAUUGAGCAGCCUCUCAGAAUAACUGACUCACUCGCUAUUGAUGAACCUGUAAAUAUAAACACAUGUACUAAAUGAGAAAUUGUUUUGAAAGGUUUUUGAAACAUCUCACCAUCUUGAAGAGGAAAACGUCAUUUUGUGUGUCUUCCGAACAUAUUUUCUCAAGUGCUCUGUCUCUCUUUGAGAACAAAACAAUUGCAAAACAACUUUAUUUAAUCUUUUUUAGCAUUGUUUUACUCUGCCGGCUAUCGCUGUAUGACAUAUACAUACACACAGCUGACUUAUUUGGCUUGUCAGUGACAAGAGUUAUUAGCCCUCUGCCCCUACCUGCUCUUUUUGGGGCUUCAAAACACCAUUCCCAAAUCAGAGAAAUAUAAAUAUAUAUAUGUAUAUCUAUAAGUACAAGUCUAUAAAUAAGAGUGAACUACCAAUCCAUGGUAAGAGUCUAUUUUUAAAUUUUGAUUAAUAAAAAUGUCCCAGUUUCUUUUCUCUGCUUUGCUAAAUGAAUUUUUUUGGGGGGUCUCGUUUGGUGGGGUCUGCCAAAUGUUUGUUUUGCACUUUUUUGUUUGUGUUCAAUUUGUUAUGCUUGUGUUUUGGAGCACUGAAGACUUUGUAUGUGUUAACUGUGCCAAUUAAAGAUAGAGGGAAAAAAUCAAUGAA
Messenger RNA from Carassius carassius (crucian carp), 5360 nucleotides. Its product is annotated as formin-binding protein 1-like. Lineage: Eukaryota; Metazoa; Chordata; Actinopteri; Cypriniformes; Cyprinidae. The coding region runs from base 260 to 2191 and encodes 643 amino acids. The record is from RefSeq and is a predicted model, not a curated record. Gene Ontology annotation, molecular function: protein binding. Gene Ontology annotation, biological process: signal transduction. The transcript has 18 exons.